Messenger RNA from Nematostella vectensis (starlet sea anemone), 689 nucleotides. Its product is annotated as centromere protein S. Gene Ontology annotation, molecular function: chromatin binding; protein heterodimerization activity. The record is from RefSeq and is a predicted model, not a curated record. The transcript is spliced from 6 exons. Lineage: Eukaryota; Metazoa; Cnidaria; Anthozoa; Actiniaria; Edwardsiidae. The coding region runs from base 78 to 512 and encodes 144 amino acids. Gene Ontology annotation, cellular component: Fanconi anaemia nuclear complex; FANCM-MHF complex. Gene Ontology annotation, biological process: resolution of meiotic recombination intermediates; replication fork processing.
UUGAGGUAACGUUGGGCUUCCUGUUUUCGAGAAAGACUGAACUCUAAAUACAUUUUUGGCGGGAAAUCCAAUCCAAUAUGGCGGCCUCGGAGGAAGAAACAGAUCUCGCUGCAGAGACUGAUUACGAAGCUUUAGCCUAUCAGCAGAGAUUAAAGGCGGCGUUGCACUACACUGUAGGCAAGAUAUGCGAGGAAACUGGAGCUGAGGCAGGAUUGACAUUUUCUCGUCAGUUCAUUGCAGCCCUAACAGAGACCUCAUACAGGCAAUGUGAAUCAUUUGCUGUGGAUCUGGAACUUUUUGCAAAACAUGCCAAGAGGAGUACAAUUAACAACGAAGACGUCAAACUUCUUGCAAGGAAAAGUCCUUCAUUGGCGCAGCACAUAAAGAAGUUUGAUAGUGAAAUGACUACAGCUCUGGAAGCAGAAAAAGCCAACAAGAAGGAGAAAAAAGCUGCAAAGAAACAGCAAAAGAAAAAUGAACCCACAGAAGAUAAAGACAAUGAUGACACAUGACACACUGCAGCAAAAAUUAGUCAUGUUUAUUAUGAAAAUAAUGUUGAAUUAUGUACAGUUUGUAAUGUUCAAGAAAUCUUCAGUGAUACUUAUUAUCAACAUAUACAGACGCACUAACAUCAACAGGAAGUGAGUUAGCAUUACACAAAAAAAUAUAAAACAAAUUUUAUGUUGUUA